Molecule: messenger RNA, 546 nt
Organism: Symbiodinium pilosum
Lineage: Eukaryota; Dinophyceae; Suessiales; Symbiodiniaceae
Source: the annotation of a GenBank genome assembly
AUGUCGCUCGUUGCUGGCGCCACGCUCCUCAACGGCAUCGGCCAUCUAGCCAACCUUGGCCAAUUCGUGGAGAUAGGCCAAGGCCAGGCUUUCCAACGGGAGCAGAUGCAGUGGGCGCGCCGAGCUUACUGCCUUGACUCGAGGGCUUUGAGGAUUGAUCUUCUCAAUGCGGUCAAGGAGGAUGUCCGGGAUCACCACCAGACAUAUGCCAGCAGAAUCGACACCCUGCUGUUGGUGCACACCCUGCUGCUCACCUUUGCGCUGGCCACGCUGCAGUACUCGGACCAGUUUGUGCCAGUGUCAGGCUGCGUGGAAUGCGAAGAGAACGAGCAUCCUUGGUUGGUAACCUGUUGGGUGUACGCCGUUUCCGGCAUUUUGAUCCUGCCCUUUUGGGGCAUUGUUAUGCUGAUUUGGAGCAAGCUCCAGCUGGACCAUUGGCUGGAGGACAGAUCUCAGAGACCUGCCCUUGCAGUUCAAGCGUGUGAUUCUUUGGCAGAGCGGCUCUGGGGCCAUUUUGGGCGUGCAGGAUCUCUGUCUCAUACGUAG